CGGCCCUGCUACAACAAGGGCCCGAGCUCCAGCGGGCCGGUGCUGCUCUCCCGUCGGCACCUCCAGCAGGAUGCCGACUCCUCCGAGCGGGUCCUCAUGGACAUGCGCUGGGGCCUCAUUCCCUCCUGGUUCAAAAAUGACGACCCCUCCAAAAUGCAGUUUAAUACCUCCAACUGCCGCAGUGAUACCAUGCUGAAGAAGUCCUCCUACAAGGGUGCCCUCCUCAAGGGCAAGCGCUGCGUGGUCCUGGCGGAUGGCUUCUAUGAGUGGCAGCAGCAGCAGAGGGGGGGGAAGCAGCCAUAUUUCAUUUACUUCCCCCAGACGAAGGAUGCCACGGCUGAAGAGAAAGAGGGAGAUGAGGAAUGGAGAGGAUGGAGGUUGCUCACCAUGGCUGGGAUUUUUGACUGCUGGGAGCCGCCGUCAGGAGGAGAAACGCUGUACACUUACACCAUCAUCACUGUGGAUGCCUCCAAGGACGUGAGCUUCAUCCAUCACAGGAUGCCAGCCAUCCUGGACGGAGAUGAGGCCAUCACAAAAUGGCUGGACUUCGCUGAAGUGCCAACCCAAGAAGCAAUUAAACUCAUCCAGCCCACAGAAAACAUUGUUUUCCACCCAGUGUCCACCUUUGUCAACAGCGUCCGCAACAACACUCCCGAGUGUGUUGCACCUAUCGAGCUGGGAGCCAAGAAGGAGGUCAAAGCCACCCCAAGCAGCAAAGCAAUGAUGGCCUGGUUAAAAAACUCCCAGGAGGGCUCUCCCCAGAAGAAAGAAAACGAUUUGCCCAAGUGGACAAGUCAGUUCAUCCACAGCCCUUCGCCCAAGAAAACCAGUGCGGGUAUCCUGCAGCAGUGGCUGGGGAAGGAGGGAGAGCCGACUGCGAAGAAGCGCAAGGCUUAG
Molecule: messenger RNA, 897 nt
Organism: Apaloderma vittatum (bar-tailed trogon)
Lineage: Eukaryota; Metazoa; Chordata; Aves; Trogoniformes; Trogonidae
Gene: HMCES
Product: 5-hydroxymethylcytosine (hmC) binding, ES cell-specific
Exons: 6
Biological process (GO): DNA damage response
Molecular function (GO): single-stranded DNA binding
Source: RefSeq, a predicted model, not a curated record